CCAAAAGUGAACCCACGUGGCUCUGAUGCUGCCGGUCCGGAUGAAAGUAAAACAAACCGCCCAUUUGUUUGCUGACUCCCCCUCCUUGGUCACGUGACCGCGAGCUGGCUGAGUCAGCCGGCUCGUUACGCUGCGUCAGUCUGGAGUCGAACAAUUAUGAAAAAGCAACCUUCCGUUGGAGCUGCAGCCGAAGCGGAUCUCUUCAGCGUUCAACGGGCUUUCCUUCCACGGCCAACCGAGAGCACUGCCGAUAGAUGGAUAAAAGCCACCGUGGAUCUCUUCCUGAUUCUCAACGGUGAAGAGAAUGUCCCAGAAACCCUGGAUAGAGAACACUUUCACCAAGAGGGAAUGUGUGUACAUACUUCCAGUGUCAAAGGACCCCCACAGAUGCCUUCCAGGAUGCCAGAUUUGCCAACAGCUGGUGCGGUGCUGCUGCGGCCGGCUGGUGCGCCAGCAUGCUGGGUUCACAGCCAGCCUGGCCACAAAGUACUCGGAUGUGAAGUUGGGUGAAACUUCUAAUCUGAGCAGUGUGGAGGAGUGGUCCGUGGAAAAGCACACAGAAGAGAGCCCGACUGAUGCCUAUGGUGUCAUCAACUUCCAGGGAGGGUCUCACUCAUACAGAGCCAAGUAUGUGCGUCUGUCCUUCGACUCUCGGCCUGAAAGCAUUCUGCGGCUGAUGUUGAAAGAGUGGCACAUGGAGCUUCCAAAGAUUCUCAUUUCUGUCCACGGAGGAGUACAGAACUUUGACCUGCACCCACGCAUCAAGCAAGUGGUGGGCAAGGGCCUGAUCAAAGCUGCUGUCACCACGGGGGCCUGGAUUCUCACCGGAGGGGUCAACACAGGUGUGGCAAAGCACGUUGGAGACGCUCUUAAAGAACACUGUUCAAGAUCAUCUAAGAAAAUUUACACCAUUGGAGUGGCACCGUGGGGGGUCAUAGAGAACAGGAACGAUCUUAUUGGCAGAGACAUUAUCGCUCCAUAUCAGACACUGUUGAAUCCUCUGAGCAAACUCAACGUUCUCAACAGUCUGCAUUCCCAUUUCCUGUUGGUGGAUGAUGGGACAGUGGGAAAGUAUGGUGCUGAGGUGAAACUGAGACGAGACUUGGAAAAGCACAUCAACCUGCAAAGAAUACACGCUCGAAUCGGUCAGGGAGUUCCUGUUGUGGCGCUGAUCUUGGAGGGGGGGCCUAACGUGAUCCUGACGGUGCUGGAGUACCUUCAGGAGAGUCCCCCUGUCCCAGUGGUGGUAUGUGAGGGGACUGGCCGUGCUGCGGACAUACUGGCCUUCGUCCAUAAACAGACAGAGGAUGGAGGUGGUCUUCCUGAUGGAGUGGAGACUGACAUCAUCGCAACCAUCAAGAAAACCUUUAACUUCAGCCAGAGCGAUGCCAUCCAUCUGUUCCAGACUCUGAUGGAAUGCAUGAAGAGUAAAGAACUGAUCACAGUGUUUCACAUCAGCUCUGAGGAUCACCAGGACAUCGAUGUAGCCAUCCUGAGAGCUUUACUCCAAGGGACAAAUGGAACUGCCUUUGAUCAGCUGGUUCUGACUUUGGCCUGGGACCGGGUCGACAUUGCCAAGAAUCACGUGUUUGUGUACGGACAGCAGCUCCUGGUGAGCUCUUUGGAGCAGGCCAUGCUGGACGCUCUAGUAAUGGACAGAGUGGACUUUGUGAAGCUGCUGAUAGAGAACGGCGUUAGCAUGCACCGUUUUCUGACCAUCAGUCGGCUGGAAGAGCUGUACAACACGAAACAACCUCCCAACAACCCAACUCUCCUUCACCUGGUUAGAGAUGUGAAACAGAGUAAUCUUCCCCCCAACUAUAAAAUCACUUUGAUCGAUAUCGGCUUGGUUAUCGAGUUCCUGAUGGGUGGGACUUACAGGUGCAACUACACAAGGAAGCGCUUCAGAAUCAUUUACAACAAUCUCCAUGGCAACACCAGGAGGUCGGCACGCCACACCGCCGGUCCCGGCUCACAUCUGAGGAAGAGCCACGAGACUUUCAGCAUGCAGGCUGAUAAGAAGGAGAAGACGAGGCACAAUCAUUUCAUUAAGACCGCACAGCCAUACAAACCCAAGCUGGAGAAUCCCGCUGAGCAAACCAAGAAAAGAAGCAAAGAGGAGAUUGUGGAUAUCGAUGACCCAGAGACACGGCGCUUCGCUUACCCCUUCAAUGAGCUGCUGGUGUGGGCGGUUCUCAUGAAAAGGCAGAAGAUGUCUCUGUUCUUCUGGCAGCACGGCGAGGAGAACAUGGCCAAGGCGCUGGUGGCCUGUAAGCUGUGCCGCUCCAUGAGCUAUGAAGCCAAGAAGAGCGACGUGGUGGAUGACACCUCUGAGGAGUUGAAAGAGUACUCCAAUGAGUUUGGGACGCUGGCGGUGGACCUGUUAGAGCAGUCCUUCAGGCAGGAUGAAACCAUGUCCAUGAAGCUUCUCACCUAUGAGCUGAAGAACUGGAGCAACUCUACCUGUCUGAAGCUGGCUGUCUCCUCUCACCUGCGGCAGUUUGUUGCUCACACCUGCACCCAGCUGCUGCUGUCUGACAUGUGGAUGGGACGCCUGAACAUGCGCAAGAACUCCUGGUACAAGGUGAUCCUCAGUAUCCUGGUGCCUCCCGCCAUCCUGCUAUUGGAGUACAAAUCCAAGGCUGAGAUGGCACACAUCCCUCAGACUCAAGAUGACCACCAGAUGACCAUGGAGGAUAGCGAGCACAACUUCCAGAACAUAACCGAAGACAUUCAGAUGGACGUGUUCAAGGAGACCCGAGCUCAUGAACAUAUGGAGGUGAAAGAUGACAUGGAAACGCACGUUCGCUCCCGGAAACUGCCCCUGACCAGGAAGAUCUACGCCUUCUACCAUGCUCCCAUCGUCAAGUUUUGGUCCAACACGCUUUUCUACCUGGGCUACCUGAUGUUGUACACCUAUGUGGUUCUGGUGAAAAUGCCUGUUUGGCCAUCUGCUCAAGAGUGGGUGGUCAUCCUCUACAUCUUCACCUCUGCCAUCGAGAAAAUCCGAGAGAUGUUCAUGUCUGAAGCAGGCAAAAUAGGCCAGAAAAUCAAGGUGUGGUUCAGCGAUUAUUUCAACGUGUCUGAUUUUUUGGCCAUUGUGACGUUCUUCAUCGGUUUUGGCUUGAGGCUGGCUGGAGAGAUGACGUUGGUCCCAGGGAGGACAGUUUAUUGUCUCAACAUCAUCUUCUGGUACGUUCGUCUGCUGGACUUCCUGGCUGUGAAUCAGCAAGCUGGACCGUAUGUCACGAUGAUCGGUAAAAUGGUGGCCAACAUGUUUUAUAUUGUGGUGAUAAUGGUUAUUGUCCUUCUGAGUUACGGUGUCCCGAGGAAAGCCAUUCUGUACCCAAACGAAGAGCCCAGCUGGAAUCUGGCCAGAGACGUGGUUUUUCAGCCAUACUGGAUGAUGUACGGCGAAGUGUAUGCCUACGAGAUUGAUGUUUGUGCCAAUAACAGUGAAGUAAAGGAACUGUGUGGGUCUGGAGUAUGGCUCACUCCUUUUCUACAAGCUGUCUACCUCUUUGUGCAGUACAUACUGAUGGUCAACCUUCUGAUUGCCUUUUUUAAUAAUGUUUAUAUGCAAGUAAAGUCCAUCUCUAAUCUGGUGUGGAAAUACCAGCGCUACCACUUCAUUAUGGCCUAUCAUGAGAAGCCUGUCCUCCCGCCCCCCUUCAUCUUCCUGUUCCAUGUCUACUCGCUGUUCUGCAUGUGCAGCAAGAGGAAGAAGGAAAGUACCUAUGGACCAAAGCUGUUUCUGUCUGAGGAAGACCAGAAGAAGCUUCAUGAUUUUGAGGAGCAGUGUGUGGAGACGUACUUUCAUGAAAAAGAUGAUCAGCUUCACUCGGGGAGCGAGGAGCGCAUUCGCCUGACCUCAGAAAGGGUGGAGACCGUGUGUUUGCAGCUGAAGGAGGUUGGGAACAAGGUCAACUUUAUCAAGCGCUCCCUGCACACGUUGGACUCCCAGAUCGGUCACCUGCAGGACCUCUCGGCUCUGACAGUAGACACUCUGAAGACAUUGACUGCUCAGAGGGCGUCUGAAGCUAGCAAGGUUCACACCCAGAUAACCAGGGAGCUGAGUCUGUCUAAGAACGUGGUCCCUAGCAUUGUUCCCAUGCCAACAGACUCUAAAACAUCCAUGAUAGGCAAACGCAGCGUGGGGGCCUACUUUGGGUCCUCGUUUCCCCAAGCAGGCACCAACAUGGCAGAUUCUCUUUUCGGGGUCGGUGCCGAAGGCGGAGCAGGGAUUGAAAGUUGCAAGAGAUUUGGUCCAGGCCCCGGAACAGAUCUAGGGCUCGACCCCAGUAUGAGUCCAGAGAAGAGGAGCUUAUUUGGGCUUGGACACCUUGUUGCAGAGGCUGGUUCCUCUGGCGGUGCCGGCUCCAGUGCCUUUGUCCCAAGUGCUGUUCCAGUUUCCCCACCAGAACUGCGUAACAGAGCCCCACCACUCUACCAGAGUAAACAAACCCGUCCACAAGAGCCACAUCUCUCUGAAUCGCCAUCCAGCCUGCCCAAUGUGCCCUCCUCUGGUGCUCCGUUCCACAUCAGCAGCACCCCUUCCCAGCCCAGUGGCUCCAGCCACCCUGAACUGGCCCUGGCUGGAGUCUACCAGCAGUCCCCCCAUUCCGAGCAUGUUCCUGUAGAGUUUGGGGCGUUUGUAGGUGAGUAUGAUGAUUGUAGAGUUAUCAGGAUAAACAAGGGGAAGGGUGUGUGUGUGUAUCCUACGGUGGUGGUUGUCUCUGAGAACUCCAGCUGCAUGUCGGCUUGCUGUGUGAAGCCUGAGAGGUCACAAGGGGGGGAGGGGGAUGGUUGGUUGAAGCGGGGCUACGUAAAUGAAGCAUUCAGCCAUGAAGAGGGUCAAUGUGGCUCUACUAAAGGUAGGGAAGUUCUAUCAGAUCCAGAGGGGUCAUCAACACUGGGUAACAGCCUUCCAGGGUCCCGUGACCCUGCUGUGGUGAUCAGGAAACCCCACAGAAAGGGACAAGAUGAGUCGGGACCAACAACCUCCCAGUGGGACUGUCUAACUGGGUCUGAAGACCAGUGUGAUGAGAGGACGGUGGCGCCAGACCCAAAGAUGAGAGGGCAUAAAGACACUCUGCACCUUCAGUCACCACCAUCCAAAGAGACGUCCAGCAGACAGCAGAGCCCGAGCAGAUCACAGACUGAAGGUCUCAUCCGAACCGUCAACUCGUACGCUGGCUUCCCAGAGUUCCACAGGACCGCAACUUGUCCCCCUCCUGAGACUACUCUGACCAAGGACAGAAGCAGAGUUUCAGCCGAGGACAUCCCCAGAGCUGCAGUCCUUGAAAGAAUUCAGGUCAAGUCGGCACAAGCCAGCUCCCUGAGACCCUCCGAGGAAGAAACGCUUCAUGCUGCAGCUUCUCUAUACACGACGAGACACCUUCACCUGGGAGCCAGGAAGGACU
Messenger RNA from Nothobranchius furzeri (turquoise killifish), 5423 nucleotides. The record is from RefSeq and is a predicted model, not a curated record. Lineage: Eukaryota; Metazoa; Chordata; Actinopteri; Cyprinodontiformes; Nothobranchiidae.